CCAAAGAUAACAAUCUUCAAUGUUUAGAUUUACCUUCCUCAAAACAUACCUUUAUCAUUCUGCUGGAAUUGAGAACAAUCAGCUUUUUUUGUUAACAGCGAAACAUUGAUUAUAAACAUCCUUAUCGGCAACGGCAAACCAACAACAUCCUGAGCUCGGCUAAGCAAAUCUAUUCUUGCCGACUUCGUAAGGUAUUCAGAGUUGACACAUUCCACCAUGAGAGCCAUCGACGCGUUCCUGUGUCUCAUACACACCGCAGCAGUGCUAUCAGUCAAAGUGAAGGUCGUCAUGCAUUCCGAUGAAGAUUCUAGAAUAGAAGACGAAUUAGCAGACUCCAGAAUCUUCAAGAACAAGAUAGAAAUCACCAUGUUGCCAUUCAUCAAAAAGUCAUUAGCGGAGAACGACGAAGAAAGAUCUGCGACAGAGAAACCUAGACAGCAUCCUAAUGAACUGUUGUUCCCAUUAAUAUAUCGUCAGAGUCAUAUAAACAGUAUGUUCAAAUUUGGCGACAACUGGUACACAUGGUCAACUGAGAAACGGACGGACGGAUCGAAGGCUACCAAUUAUUAUAUAUGUUAUGAUGAACCCAAGCAUUGUGAUGAAAUAGGAUGGGAGCGCUCAGAUACAAUACCGAAAUGCGCAUUUCAAAUAGAAGCCUUGACACCCGAUGACCGUGCUUGCGUGAACAGCUUUGGGGUCGAAAGUACACCAAGUUCUACAUGCGAUGGCGGCAUACUUAUGAAGGUGAGCGAGAUAGUCCACUCUUGCGGGCCGCGCGUACGCUCCUUGUGGCGAUUCGCACGCGCAGGCCAUCGGCCAGCCGAUGUAAUCAAGCCUGCCGAUGUCAACUCACUGCUGUGCGAGGACGAAGACGAGUGCUACCUCACCGUCGAGUACAGGAUUCAUCACGAUCGCAUUACGUUCUCACUCCACGAACCGUCUCGCGGGCAGACUUUCAAAAGCACAUUGAAACGAGAAAUUAUCGACGACAAACCCACCACCACCGAAGGUCACGCCAAAACGCACCGCGGCAAGAAAAUGCAAGAAACACAAAGGAACAAGAAAAAAAACAUGAGAUCAAGAAAAUUGGAAGGCAAGGGUGUGGCGAAGGAGAAAAACGAUUCCGGCUAUUCCAAUAGACAUGUUAAAAAUAAAAUUAAAGUGCGGGAGGACGUUUCGGACGACGUAUCGAAUUAAUUAAUUAAAACUUAC
This is a messenger RNA of Bicyclus anynana (squinting bush brown), 1212 nucleotides long. RefSeq lists its product as uncharacterized. The transcript has 4 exons. The record is from RefSeq and is a predicted model, not a curated record. Bases 217 to 1197 code for a protein of 326 amino acids. NCBI's taxonomy places the organism in Eukaryota, Metazoa, Arthropoda, Insecta, Lepidoptera, Nymphalidae.